Molecule: messenger RNA, 1266 nt
Organism: Pseudomassariella vexata
Lineage: Eukaryota; Fungi; Ascomycota; Sordariomycetes; Amphisphaeriales; Pseudomassariaceae
Exons: 1
Coding region: 1-1266 (421 amino acids)
Biological process (GO): secondary metabolite biosynthetic process
Molecular function (GO): monooxygenase activity; FAD binding
Source: RefSeq, a predicted model, not a curated record
AUGGCCGAAUUCGCCAGACUCCCACCCUCGGGCAUCAAGGUGAUCGUCGUAGGGGCUGGCUUCGCAGGUUUAGGCGCGGCAAUCGAAUGUGACCGCAAAGGCCAUAGUGUCAUCCUACUGGAGAAAACGGAAAACAUGGAAGACCUCGAGAGAAUAGGAGACAUCAUCAGCUUCGACCCCAACAGCUCCAAGCUCCUGAAGCGCUGGCCAGGGGUAUGGGACGCUCUGUACCCUAUCACGCGCCAUUCGGAGCUCUGGGACCACCGCGCCUGGACGGGCGAGCUGAUGACGCAGCAGUCGUUCGCGUGGGAGGAGGCACACUGGGGAUCCCGAGUGAGCGGGCACCGCGGUGAAAUACACGCCAUUGUGUACCAGCAUGCCAAGGCGCGUGGCAUUGACAUCCGGCUCGGACAGCGGGUGACGGAUUACUUCGAGACGGACGAGUCGGCGGGUGUGGUGGCCAAUGGGGAGCGCAUCGAAGCCAAUGUCGUCUUCGCGGCCGAGGGCGUGCGGUCCCCCGGGCGAAAGAUCGUGCUCGGAUUUGAGGAUCACCCCAAGUCGUCCGGAUACGCCGUUUACCGAGCGUGGUUCCCGGCGUCACGGCUGGCCGAUAAUGAAAUUGCCAAGCAUCUCGUUUGCAACGGCGACUGGCUGGGCGGCUGGAUCGGGCCGGACCUGCAUUUCCUUGCGUCGUGUCUCAAGGACGGGAAAGAUUUCAAUUGGGCGUACACGCACAAGGAUGUGGACGACAUCGAUGAGAGUUGGCAAUUCCCCGGAACCGUUCAGGAGGCGUUGAAGAACCUCGACGGCUGGGCGCCCGUCGUGAGAGAGAUUGUCAAGGCAACGCCCGAGGGGCGGCUCAUUGACCAUAAGCUUGUUUACCGGGACACGCUGCCCACCUUCACGUCGCCCAAAGCACGCAUCGCGCUCAUUGGGGAUGCCGCGCAUCCUUUCUUACCCACGAGUAUCCAGGGGGCGGGACAGGCGCUCGAGGAUGGCGUCACGCUGGCGGUUUGCUUGGAGAAGAGCGGUAAGGACAAGAUACCCUUGGCGCUCAAGGCAUACGAGUCGAUUCGGUAUGACAGGGUGCGUGAUGCGCAGGCGCAGGGGGUGAGGACGAGGGAGAGGUGGCAUAAGGCCGACUGGGAGGAGGUGAAGAAGAACCCGGAACAGUUGCAUCUGUUGAGGGAAGCAUGGCUGUUGAAUUUUGACGCUGAAGCGCAUGCGUAUGCUGUCUUUGGCGAGGUCGCGAAGAAGUGUUCGUGA